UGGGAAGGCAGCGGUAGCUCACUAUGGCCCUGGCAGACAACGCGGGCUGUGCCAAACCCAGCGAGGACUUUCCCUUCCCCGAGAUCAUUGAACUGAAUGUGGGUGGGCAAGUCUACAUCACCCGCCACCCCACCCUGGUCAGCGUGCCUGGCUCGCUCCUCUGGGAGAUGUUCACCCAGAAGAACGUCCGCUCCCUGGCCCGUGACAGCAAGGGACGGUUCUUCGUGGAUCGGGAUGGAUUCCUCUUCCGCUACAUCUUGGAUUACAUGAGGGACCAGCAGCUGGUGCUGCCCGACCACUUCCCAGAGAGGAGCCGUCUGCAGCGAGAAGCUGAGUACUUCAUGCUGCCGGAGCUCGUGAAGAUGCUGGCCCCCAAGCUCAGCAAGCAGAACUCGCUGGGAGAUGACCCCUGCCAAAGCGACCCGGAGGAGCUCUCCCCCAACACGGAUGCCACCCGCAACCUGACCUCUGCCAGUGCCACGCUCCCCAGCGCNUUCUUCACCAUCGGCUACCGGGGCUCCUACACCCUGGGCAGGGACAGCCAGACGGAUGCCAAGUUCCGCAGGGUGGCACGGAUCAUGGUCUGCGGCAAGACAUCGCUGGCCAAGGAGGUCUUUGGGGAUACCUUGAACGAGAGCAGGGACCCGGACAGGCCCCCGGAGAGGUACACCUCCAGGUACUACCUCAAAUUCACCUUCCUGGAGCAAGCCUUUGAUAAACUGGCCGAUGCUGGCUUCCACAUGGUGGCUUGCAACUCCACAGGCACCUGUGCCUUCGCCCAUGACCAGACAGAUGACAGGAUCUGGACCUCUUACACCGAAUAUGUUUUCUAUCGUGAGUGACACCAAAAAGAAACCCAAAACCCCAAACCAAA
Molecule: messenger RNA, 874 nt
Organism: Cariama cristata (Red-legged seriema)
Lineage: Eukaryota; Metazoa; Chordata; Aves; Cariamiformes; Cariamidae
Product: BTB/POZ domain-containing protein KCTD12-like
Exons: 2
Coding region: 24-842 (272 amino acids)
Biological process (GO): regulation of G protein-coupled receptor signaling pathway; protein homooligomerization
Molecular function (GO): protein binding
Source: RefSeq, a predicted model, not a curated record